Messenger RNA from Pyrus x bretschneideri (Chinese white pear), 2977 nucleotides. Its product is annotated as actin-histidine N-methyltransferase. The record is from RefSeq and is a predicted model, not a curated record. Gene Ontology annotation, molecular function: protein-lysine N-methyltransferase activity. The coding region runs from base 129 to 1679 and encodes 516 amino acids. Gene Ontology annotation, cellular component: chloroplast stroma. Gene Ontology annotation, biological process: peptidyl-lysine monomethylation. Lineage: Eukaryota; Viridiplantae; Streptophyta; Magnoliopsida; Rosales; Rosaceae. The transcript is spliced from 12 exons.
CACCACCAAACGGUAUCUUCGUUUCCCUCCAAUCGGAUUUACGGUGCCAAAUUCCGUGCUCUUAUCCCUCCAAUUCCUCCUCAGUCCCUCUCUCUCUCUGUGAAUUGUUCAAAUCCCACCCCUCCGCCAUGGAGCUCAGUCCUCGGCACCACCGGUGCAUUUGCUUGGAGAGUGUUGGCUCGUCCUCCUCCUCUCACCGCCCUCUCCUUGUUUCAAUUUCGCCUCGGAAGACCAGGCUCCUCAGGUCCGUACCUUCUUUCAGAUCGAUUCGCCAGAGAAAUCUGUGCUCCGCCUCCAGCUCCGAGACGUUGGUUGGGUCGCGGAAGGAGGACGGCGGCAAGCACAGUCAGGUCGUGAGCAAGAAAGACGAGGAGGAAGACUUGAAAUCUUGGAUGCACAAGAACGGGCUGCCUCCUUGCAAGGUCGUGCUCAAGGAGAAACCUUCGUACGACGAGAAGCUCCGGCCCAUUCACUACGUUGCUGCAAGCGAAGAUCUUGAGGUUGGUGAUGUCGCAUUUUCGGUGCCGGAUUCCUUAGUUGUGACUCUGAAGAGAGUGUUAGGGAACGAAACACUUGCUGAAUUAUUAACUACGAACAAAUUAUCGGAAUUGGCAUGCUUGGCAUUGUAUCUGAUGUAUGAGAAGAAACAAGGAAAUAAGUCAUUUUGGUAUCCCUAUAUAAGAGAGCUUGAUCGUCAGCGAGGGAGGGGUCAGUUAGCGGUGGAGUCACCCCUUUUAUGGUCAGAAGCGGAACUGGCUUAUCUUACAGGAAGCCCCACAAAGGCCGACGUUCAUGCAAGGGCCGAAGGAAUUAAAAGGGAAUAUAAUGAGCUUGACACGGUCUGGUUUAUGGCUGGUUCCCUAUUUCAGCAAUACCCAUAUGACAUUCCUACGGAGGCCUUCCCAUUUGAGAUAUUCAAACAAGCUUUUGUUGCAGUUCAGUCUUGUGUAGUGCAUUUGCAGAAAGUUAGUUUGGCUCAGAGAUUUGCUUUGGUUCCUCUUGGGCCCCCAUUGUUAGCUUAUGGAAGCAACUGUAGGGCAAUGUUGACAGCUAUUGAUGGCGCUGUUCAACUAGUGGUCGAUAGGCCAUAUAAGGCAGGGGAGUCUAUUGCUGUUUGGUGUGGACCACAGCCCAAUUCAAAGUUGCUUAUAAACUAUGGUUUUAUUGAUGAAGAUAAUUCUUAUGACCGUUUGGUGGUUGAGGCAGCUUUGAAUACCGAGGACCCACAAUACCAAGAUAAAAGAAUGGUUGCACAACGAAAUGGAAAACUAUCAGUACAAACUUUUCAGGUAUACGUGGGAAAGGAAAAGGAAACGGUCUUCGAUAUACUUCCCUAUCUGCGACUGGGCUAUGUUUCAGAUCCUUCAGAGAUGCAGUCUGUUAUCUCUUCUCAAGGUCCAAUUUGUCCGGUGAGUCCUUGUAUGGAACGAGCAGUGUUGGACCAACUGGCUGAUUAUUUUAGAACGCGGCUGGCUGGCUAUCCAACUACAUUGAGUGAAGAUGAGUCUUUGUUGGAAGACGCUAAUUUGAAUCCAAAGAAGCGAGUUGCUACACAGCUUAUCAGACUAGAAAAGAAAAUGCUCCAUGCAUGCCUGAAGGUGGUAGUUGAUUUGAUAGACCGGUUACCAGAUGACACUAUAUCACCAUGCCCAGCUCCUCAUGCCCCUUCGUUGAAAUAAAAAGACUAUGGAACUUCUGUGCACUACGUGAUUUAGUUCAAGUGGUAGAACAUAAUGCGGUUAAGUUGACGGAAAUUUGUGAAUGUGCUGGGAUACGGGCAAAGAAAGAGAGUGCGUGGGAACAAAUGUUACUAAGAAUCUUAAAAGCAGUGGUAUUUUUUCAAAAGAUACAUGGAAAUUGAAUGACUUUAGUUGAAUUAUGUUGGACCGAACAAUCUGCAACCUAGCGUGAGGAACCUAAAAAACUAUUCGAACUCUGUUUAUCCGUAUCUUUCUGCUCCACAACAUAUGAUGUCUUGUUUCCUUGAGAGGUGAUCAUUACUUGUGUUAGUUUCCUCGACAAGAUUUUACUGCGCUUGUCUGUUUAAAUCCGUUGUCGUUAGGGGAUUUCUGGAGUUUUAGGGCUUGUUUGGAUGUGCUUUUAAAAUAACUGAAAACGCUUUGAGAGUAAAUAUUUUCUGCAAGAAGCACAUAACAUUACUUGUGUUAGUUUCCUCGACAAGUUUUACUGCGUUUGUCUGUUUGAAUCCGUUGUUGUUAGGGGAUUUCUAGAGUUUUAGGGCUUGUUUGGAUGUGCUUUUAAAAUGACUGAAAGUGCUUUUAGAGUAAAUAUUUUCUGCAACAAGUACCAGUUAUGUGCUUCUUGCAAGAAGCAUUUUAAGUGUUUUUUCAGGAUUUACUUGCAUCUUUACUAAUGAUUGAUUCUAAAAACAUUUUCAUUAAAAGCGCUUAAAAUCCAAACGAGCUCGUAGCCUUAUUGCGUUUGCUUUAACGUUAAUUUCUGAUUGCUAACAGAAUAGAAACAUUUCGUAGUUGAACAGAUGCAGCCUACAAAGUUCCUUUCCAAAACCAUUUAUUUUUGCAGAUAGAUCAAAGGAAGUGGGCAACGGACAGGGCAACCAGGAGAACCGUAAUAUUUGUCUGUCCCUCCAUCAGUCAGGCAUCAACGAGGAGAGAAUCAGGCAUAUUUGUAUUCAGUAAGCUGUAAAUUCCUUUCCACUUGCUUGUCAGCAUACAAUAUGAUCCCACCCGACAGUCCCCAUCGUAUAUUCCCCCGAAUUCAUUUUCUUCCUACCUUCAGAUGAAUGCGGUGUCAACAGAGAACCGCCUUGUAAACGGGCAAAGAACGAAGGGAAACAAAAAUGGAAUGAAGGAUCGAUGCCUUGAUGAUUUUGGUAGUAGAUGUAAUCUUGGUCAUUCUCUGUAAAUGUGAAUCGGGAUGACCACCCUCUUGGUCCAGUCCAGUUGCGUUCAAUGUACAUUACUGAGUUCAGAAUAUGCAUACCUUUCAUGUAAAA